This is a messenger RNA of Pieris macdunnoughi, 402 nucleotides long. The record is from the annotation of a GenBank genome assembly. NCBI's taxonomy places the organism in Eukaryota, Metazoa, Arthropoda, Insecta, Lepidoptera, Pieridae.
AUGUUUGAGUUGACUAUACCGUCGCCUACAGAAAAUCAACUAAGACAAAACAGCAGUAAAUUUUUUUCAAAAUGGAAUUUCCCGAACUGUGUUGGAGCGAUAGAUGGGAAACAUGUAAGAAUAAAGGCUCCCAAACGAAGUGGAUUAUUAUAUUUUAACUAUAAAGAGUACUAUUCAAUCGUUUUGCUAGCAGUCGUUGACGCGGAUUGUAAAUUCAAUGCUGUUGAUAUUGGUUCCUAUGGUAGAGAGGAAGAUGCUUGUAUUUACCUAAAGAGUCAAAUAGGGAAAAUGAUAAAAAUUAAUACAUUCAAUAUACCAGCACCAAAAGUUAUACCCGGAACAAAUAAUGUUGUACCCCAUGUCAUUGUAGGGGGUGAAGCUUUUGCUUGCACGAAAACCUGA